GAAGAACACACGUUCUUCAUUUCCUAUCAACCCAGCCCUUCAGCCCUAUAAGGUUUCCAUAUUUCACUCGACAGUAAACUGGUAGUAUUGAUAGUGAGAAUGGUGAUUUCUCAUGAAAUGGGCGGCCAGAAGGCAGUGAAGGUGAUGGGAAUUUUGAUGGUGCUAUCAUGGGCCCAAACAACAAUGGCUGCCAUAGACUGCAGUACCGUGACAGCGCUGGUCUCCGCCUGCUCCACCUUCAUCACCUACGGUGCCCCAGACCCCAUCCCUGGCUCCCCUUGCUGUGAUGCAGUGGUGGGCCUCAACAGCAUCGCGGACUCCAUUGAUAACCGGCGAUCAGUUUGCCGGUGCUUAAUGAGCCUCAUUGCUACUUACAAUCCUAAUGCUACUGCCAUAGCUACAUUGCCUGGGUUCUGUGGCAUCUCUCUCGGCUUCAAUCUUGAUCCCAAUACUGACUGCAACUUGGUGGAUGGUGCGGCAUCUAAUGAGUGAAAGGGUGACAGCAGAUUGAUGGCCAGAGACUCACAAUAAGAAAAGCUUGUAUCAAGCUGCAGUGGGCAGGAGUUUUAAAUUUUUAAUAAAUAAAUCAACUUUUUUUU
Vitis riparia (riverbank grape) is the source of this 599-nucleotide messenger RNA. RefSeq names its product putative non-specific lipid-transfer protein 14. Gene Ontology annotation, biological process: lipid transport. NCBI's taxonomy places the organism in Eukaryota, Viridiplantae, Streptophyta, Magnoliopsida, Vitales, Vitaceae. The record is from RefSeq and is a predicted model, not a curated record. Gene Ontology annotation, molecular function: lipid binding. Gene Ontology annotation, cellular component: membrane. Bases 100 to 492 code for a protein of 130 amino acids. The transcript has 2 exons.